This is a messenger RNA of Chenopodium quinoa (quinoa), 2322 nucleotides long. RefSeq lists its product as uncharacterized. The record is from RefSeq and is a predicted model, not a curated record. Bases 1820 to 2128 code for a protein of 102 amino acids. Lineage: Eukaryota; Viridiplantae; Streptophyta; Magnoliopsida; Caryophyllales; Amaranthaceae. The transcript is spliced from 3 exons.
UACUCUUUCUCUCUCUCUUAUGGAAAUAACUAUUUUUCCUGCAAGGUUAGCAAUAACUUUGUAAGGCAUUAUAUAUGUUUUUAUUGGAACUCAACUAGCUUUGACAACCUAAUAAUGCUUAUUGAAGUGGAUGUGUGGUUUUGUAGCAAAUAAAUUGAUGCCCAUAUUCUCUUUUCAUCUACAUUCAUUUGCAAUUUGGAAUUAAGGAAUGAAUUUUGGCUAUAUUUUGUAGCAAGACUACAUAUAUUACCUAUUUAGAUGCUGCUGAAAUUUUGAAAAGAAAGGAUGUACAUGUGCUGGUUUUAUAGCUUUGUUCUUUUGAAUCUUCAUUUAAAAUUUCAUAAAAAGAUAACUUGCAUGAUAAGUGUGGCUAGAUAUUCAUACAUAGGUGCAUAAUUAUAGCAUUAUUUUCAAAUAUACCCUCAUGUUAAUAUCUCUCAUACUAAACUCUUCUGGUUUAAUAUUUUUUUGGUCGUAUACUUGCCUGUAUUGAUCUUCAUGUGUAUUUUAAACUUGUCCACUGAGGUUUGGGAGCAUAAAUGUGCAAGAAUGAACGAAUUGAAUAUUAUGCUGAGUACGGUUGUUACCAGUUAAUAAAUGUUUAGAAAUUAUGUUUUACCCUACCUUUAUACUGUAUAUAUUGAUGAUCAUAAAACACUUGUUAUUUUUGAAAAUCAAACUAUGUCUUUCAGGCAGCAAUAUUUUUUUCAAGAGUGAGAAGAGAAACAUCCUAGUUAUGUUGGAUUACUUUUUGUGGGAGGUCAUAUCUGUUUAUAUCUGGUUAUGUUGGUGUUUUAUAUUUUUCUGCUGGUAGACUACCAUAUCUUGGAGUUUUUUUUAGAUUUGUCGCGGCUCUGUAUUGUUGCUGCUAUUAUUUUAUCGUCUUGUAGCUACAGUUCUGUUUGUCCCAAAAAUUUUAGACCUGCAGUCGUUUUUAGCCUCUAGUCCUUUCAUAAAAGUUAUCCAAUCUAGGCUCAAGAAUUUCUCAAUUUGGAAUUUUGUGCUAGGAUUUAUGCCUUCUGGAAAUUUCUGUGGUCUGCUGACUUGAUUCUAUCGCAGCGGGCUGUUAUUUUUACUUGACGAUUGAGCGGGUUGUUGUGUUGAAUUGGGUGGGCUUGCUGAAAUGAAUACUCUGGCUUUUCUUAUUUGUUUUAGUAUAUUUUUCCUCUAGUUAAUUAUAUAUUAUUGUAGCUUAAAGAAGAACUAUGGUUGUGUUCUUGCAUUGAAAUGCUUGAUUUUGGUGCUUUACAGAAUGUGAAGUGACUUAACAGGGGAAGGAUUCGUUACAUACACUAAGGCAAUUUAUCAGCAAGAGGUGUAAAGAGUAAGAGGAAUUUUUUUUAGCAAGAGGUCAAAAGAGCAAGAGGUGGCUACUUACUUGAGUUCUUCACAGGUUAUCAAUCCCCACCAAUUAUUAUUGUUUCAUGUAAAUUCCUACUAUUAGAAAAAGUUGCAGGUUGAUUACUAUUUUCUGAUUAUCGUAUAUACACACUCAUAUAUAUAAGCUUGCUGUAGUUUGCACAACUUUACAAGUAAACUAGUUCUCUAUUGAACAUACACCGACAAGGUAAAAGGUAGUAAGGUACUAGUUUUGCCAUUUCUAUUAAAAUAUUCAUUGAACUGAAUAUUGAACUAUAUGAUUUGGUUGAUGCAAUCCCAUGUCCAUUAUAUUUAUAUAUGACAUAAUGUUUAAGUAGGAAAUAAAUAAUAUGCCCUGAAUUGAUUUUCCAUGUAAGAGGGGUUUAAGUGCAACAUCCCCCCUAUGAUUGCUCUGAAGCUGGUGAUGUUUAUUAUAUUUUAACUAUUAUUUUCUAUUGAGAUGUGCGGUUUUCUGUCUUCUUUAUAUAGGUUUAUCAAAAACUUUGUUAACUCAAACUUUGGAUAUGAGUGUCUGGCCCUACAUAAGUUUCAGGAUUCUGAAUUGUUUUAUGAGUGCAUGAGAGCUUUGAAAGCCUUUGCUUCAUUUCAUUAUAAAGAAACUAUUGCUAGAAAGGUGGGUCUAGGCUCUUAUGCUGCUAGUGGUGUCAAGGCAUCCUUCAAGGGCAGUUGCUUCCACUCUUCCUUUCUUCCUCCAUUCAUCAUGAACUUUGCUUUACGCCCUCUUGCAAGUAUAUUAAGGAGCAGCUAAAUUGGAGAAUGAUUGAAGAUUUUUUGAGAAGAAAUGAGCAGAUUUGUUCCACUACAACUAGUCACGUAUGAAGUAUAAGUUGGAAUUAUAACUGUUGUAGUAGAAAUCUCGUUACUAUGAGAUAUCGUACAUAUACUAUAAUAUACCUAUAUGAAAUAAAAAAAAAAAAGUUUGGCCUAAUUAUUUGGUAUUUU